UUUGCAAAUUCCCGCCUAUCCUCAAUGCUUAAAAGCGUCGUCAAGAUGCUUCAUUGCUUUUAGGUGUCGUUCAGGACACGUGCAGUUCACGUGUUAUGUUAAAUAGCGCUUCACCUUCUAGGAACGCUAUACAAGAAGUCAAGAAGCGAAACCGCCUAACUUCCCACUUCAGUACUCCACGCACACACGAACCCUAAUUCUUCACAAUUCAAUCUCAGUCUCAAAUCUAGCCUAAUUCACUCUCCAGUUCGUGCGCCCAGCAGGUAUGUCUCCAAUUCUUACCGUUUUUUUUUUUUUUUUUCAUUUCUUCGAUUUCUUCAUUAAAUUGUUCAUCUUCAACCUCCUAUCAGUCUUAAAGCAAUUGCGAAGAUUUUCGCGAAAUUGAAAUAUUUGACAACAAAUUUCUGGAAAUUUCAAUACAAGUCGUCAGCAGAUGUUGAUGAGUGUGUUGGGCCAAACAACCCUUGCUCUCAUACAUGUACCAACUCCCUGGUGGUUACAAGUGCUCUUGCCCAAAAGGACAUCAUGGCAACAGUCUGAAAAAUGGCACCCAUUGUUCUAGUGAUCAUUCAGAGUUCGUAACAAGGUUCAGUUUAGAGAUGCUGGCAGAAACUUUAUGUCGUGGUUCAUUGAGUUCAAUGAACAUAACAUUAUAUGUAUGCGAAGCUAGAUAUGAGCUGUUAUUCUCGCGGUUGAUAAACACAGAGAAAAUUACUUGGGUCACAGUGUCAAGGCUCCUGUUGGGAGAUGGUAGAAAGGUAUUUAAAUUUCUUUCACGUCUCGAUUUUGUUGGUUAUGGCAUUACUCAUCAGAGGCAGAAGAUGUCUGGUACUCAUGAAACUGGAGAAAGGAGGGGUGAUUUGGCUGAAUACUUUCUUUCUGUGAUAGUUUAGGUGCUUCUAAUUAGCUUUAAUGGUUUUCUUUGGAAAUAUGUUGAUUAUAGUCUUUUCUCUUCAUUGCUCCUAUGGUAAUGUCUACUGUGCUUUUACUGAUCAUCAUGAUUAGGAGUAAUUCUAAUACAUAGAAUGUUGAUUGCUGUUUAUUGAAUUAUUGCUAUGAUUAUCUUUCUUAACAUAAUGAAAUUUCGUUCGUUUUAAAAAGUUUCAUGCGUGCUGGUGCAUAAUUGUAGCCAUUUUUCUUAGCUUGCUAAUCUGAACUUUUAUAUAUAUUAUCAUUACUG
Beta vulgaris subsp. vulgaris (sugar beet) is the source of this 1180-nucleotide messenger RNA. RefSeq lists its product as uncharacterized. Lineage: Eukaryota; Viridiplantae; Streptophyta; Magnoliopsida; Caryophyllales; Amaranthaceae. The transcript has 4 exons. The record is from RefSeq and is a predicted model, not a curated record. The coding region runs from base 477 to 893 and encodes 138 amino acids.